UAGAGAAAAACCCCAUUAGGCUAGAGAAAUGCACCCACUAGCGAGGGACACGCCUUAAAGCCGUUAGACAGCGGAAGCAUAUCCUUGAAAAACAAACAGCCCCUGCACAAUUUUUUUUCCCGGGUUUAAGCAAAAGCAGGAAUUACGGGUGUAGAAUGAGAGGAAUUGAAUGAAUCUUCCAUGGAAACACAGUUACUAAAACCCCAUCCUCAAAUCCAUUACAUGAACUCACUCUCCUCCAAGCUAAAACCCCUUCUCUCUUCUUCUUCUUCUAAGCUUGUACCCUUCUCCUCAUUCUCUCUUUCUCUAACCCCAAGCCACCACCCAUCAUCAUCAAGGAGAAGGGUUUCUGCAAGGAACAGCCUCAAGCUCUCUGUUGAUGCUGCUACUAUGAAUGAGGGUUGGUUGGACUCUCUGUCUUGCCCUUUACCGUACAACGGAGAGGGUCCGACCCAGACCGAUGCGGAUUCCAGUUGGGUCAUUGGUGUUGACCCUGACCUCUCUGGUGCCUUGGCCAUCUUGAAAACUGACUCCUCCGGUUGCUCUGCCAAGGUAUUUGAUACGCCGCUGUUGCCUGUUCGAGUUGGCAACAGAGUUCGAAAACGUUUAGAUGCCAGGUCUAUUAUUCAGUUGGUUCGAAGCUUAGAGGCUCCAAUUGGUACUUCUGCAUAUAUAGAGAAAUCUAUCCCCUUUCCGAAAGAUGGGAAACAGGGCUGGUGGAGUGGAGGAUUUGGGUAUGGAUUAUGGAUCGGGAUACUAGUUGCCUCAGGGUUUUCUGUAGUUCCAGUGUCAUCUUUGUUGUGGAAGAAAGAGUUUGAACUCACUGGAGCUGGCUCUACAAAGGAUGAUAGUCGGAGAAUUGCAUCAACUUUGUUUCCCUCAUUGAGUGAUCUAUUAAAAAGGAAAAAAGAUCAUGGAAGGGCUGAGGCUCUUCUCAUUGCUGCAUAUGGGAAAGGCCUGAGAAUGAAGGUAGAUCCAUCACUUGAAAUGGUGGUUCCAUGAAGCCAGCAGUUUGUGCAGGCGGCCAACUACCCAUAACAAACUUCAUUACAUUGCUACAAUUUGAACAGUUAACCAUCUAUUAACGCUGAUUUGAAUGGUUAAUACUUAAUGGUAUGAAAAUAGGAAAUUAUAGACUGCAGCUUGAAGAUUGCGUUGAGAGAGCUCUAAUGUCUCUAAGCUUAUUGAGAGUAAGGUAGCUUGACUGGAGUUGUAUGUUAUUCUUGUGGAACCAAUAUCCUUGCAAGGUACAUGCUGUGUAAGUUAGCACAUGAAGUAAUAUUUUCAAAUGAAAAGCAUUUUUUUUAUGGAGCGAUGUGCAAUUUUGCAUUUAUAUUUCCUCCAUUAUUGUUAUGAUAUAUUGCAGUUUAGCUUUUACAUAAGUUCUCAACAUGGUUUCAUUUUCCAUCCUAGUAAUUAGGAUACACGUGGAAGCCAUUUCUGUCGGUGGAUGUAGGAUUUGAUGCUAUAUUUAUUUCAUAUAGCUCUCUAAAUUCCAUGAUCGGUUUGCAUAUGAGAUUUGCUUCAGAGGGAGAUGACCUUAACCUUUCCCCACCAAGCAUGAUUGAAACUAGUUAAUCCCAUUUUGAAGAAUAUGGUUGAUGAAUAAGAUCAUGCUGUUGUGAAACAAUGUAA
This is a messenger RNA of Durio zibethinus, 1635 nucleotides long. RefSeq names its product Holliday junction resolvase MOC1, chloroplastic-like. Lineage: Eukaryota; Viridiplantae; Streptophyta; Magnoliopsida; Malvales; Malvaceae. The record is from RefSeq and is a predicted model, not a curated record. Gene Ontology annotation, molecular function: crossover junction DNA endonuclease activity.